GUCCUGUGCCGAGUCCCGGCACUGCGGCUCCCAUCCCAGUGGAGCGUCAACCUCGACCGGCGACAGAUGUGCUCCUCGCGAUCGCUGCGCCCCUGGUACUUCUUAGUGUUUGUGUUAAGAGUGCGUUGCCGUUUCUCGUGAGCAAAACUAAUUAAUUUACAUCAAAAACGUUUCGUGAAACAAGUGAACAAGGAAGGAAGUGACAAUUUAAACUGUAACAGUGAGGGAGUGUUAUAAUGCAACAGUGUGAACAGAUUCAAAAUAAAUAAAAUGUUAGAAAGACGAUAAUAGAUCGAGACGAUGGGUAGGCCGUGUUAACAAAUAUGAUGAUCUCGCGACGUCUGUGGGUUGUGACUCAGCCAUGGCUCCUGUUGGCGACUAUGGUUCUGGCAGUGAUGGAGGUGGUGGCGCUAAGCGGGCCCAACGUGUGCAUGGUGAAACAGAAGUACAACAUUACGAAACGUAUCAUGUAUCGUGCGCCAAUGUCUGUAAGGACAUACGAGUGGUGUUUCUCUAUGCCCCCCCGCUGCUCCCGGUGGAACACCGAAAUGAGGGAUCUCACAAGGCUCGAGACUGAGGAACGGACUGCAGAAGUAGCGAUAUGCUGUCCAGGGUACAAGAUGAAAGAUGUGUCGUGUGUUCCUAUAUGUCCCAACGGGAAGACUGGCUCCGGUUGUUCAGAAGAUUGCCAACCAAACAGGUGGGGUCCGAAUUGUGUUAACGAAUGCCGUCACUGCUUUAACGGUGAAUGUUCACCAACCACUGGACAAUGCAUCUGCCAAGAAGGAUGGCAAGGUGAGAGUUGCGAGAACAUCAUAUCAACUAGUACAACUUCGACUACGCUAGUGAAAAACUUACUAACCACUUUAGAUGCCUCUAGUAACACUACUAGAAUUUUUAGCACAGCACCUACACAUGCUAAAAGUCUCAUAAAUAAUGAAAGUGUUACAACCAGUAGUUUGACGACGACAAUGAAGACAACCACACCCUCCCCUAUACUAUAUCAAGUUGAGGAUACAAAACAAUGGAAUGUAAAAUUGCCCACAAAAUUAGAAGAUUUUUUGUAUAUGUCACCAUCAGCAAUGACGACAGUGAAAUUUACUAAAAUUAAUAGAAAUGUAACUCCAAACCCUACGGAUACACAAAUUGAAUUAAAGAACAAUGAAACUCUAUAUUUAAACAACAGAAAUACAUUUCAGACCUCUACAAAAAAGACCGACGAGACUACAAAAAGUACUUAUACAACAAAAGGAACUACUACUACAUUAGCAGUAACGAAACCAUUUAUAUUAAAUUAUACUGAUAUGAUAAGAGUACAGACACCAAGUAAGACAAUUAUAGUGGGAGAAACAACACCGAAAAUUGUUGAAAUCACCAAAAGUAUGCUAUCUAAAACAACACAAAAAAUAGAAACUACACAAAAACCAGAGACAACAUUAAAGAUGUUUCCUGUAACUGUGAAGUUCAAACCAAAAGAAAUUUGGAUAAGACCAGCGCAAAAAGGUGAACCACCAGUAACAGAGAAAAAAAUAAACGAUAUAACUAACCCAAAAUAUAAAAACACGUCAAAAAAGGAUAUCACCCUAAACACGACUCCCAAAACCAUUAUUGUUUCAAUUAUUCCAACAUCAGUUUCAUAUGCAAGUUUCAGAAAAAUUGCAUUAUCAACAUCACCACAUAUGACCACGAAAAACCUCACUCUUAUGAAAAUAAACAAGUCCGAGGAAGAAUUUACUAAACCUAUGUCUGCACAAACAUCAACAGUAACUCCUAUCACCAAACCUAAAGUCAAUUUGACUUUGAGCAACGCACAAACUUUAACUCCAUCUGUAUUAAAUGUAACGAUGUCUUUAUCACAUAAUGUGUCUUCGACAACAAGAAAAGUUUCUGCGACUAAUUCUACUUCUAUGAAUAAUAAAACUAAUAGCAUGUCCAGCACGUCGAAUGUAGUUAAGCCAACGAUGAACCCUUCUAACCCUCUAACUUUAGUGACUAUCCCUGAGACUAAUAUUACUUCACAAUCUCAUAUUCGUAACAUAACAACGAAGAAAUUGACAACAGCAAGUACUGCACCAAACUAUUCAGAUAUAUUGAGAACUAUUGAUAGCAAACAUUUAGUCUCUGCAAAACCAAAUGACACAAACUUCAAUAAUGACAAUAAAAUAGAUAAAAAAGAACUUAUAAGCAAACUUUCAAAUAAAAAUUUAACUAACAAUAAAAUGAAUGUAACAAACGAAACUAAUACAGUAACAACUGAUAAACCCGAAGAAGAUGAAGAAAAAUUUCAUAUUUUGACAGAACCAGAGCACAUAACGGCUGUCAUGAGCGACAAAGAGACUGAGAGGUCGUCCGUGGAUCUAAUAUCGGUGAUAAGUAUAGCAGGUGGUGUGAUGAUGGCUGUGAUCACGGUAGCGGUCGUCAUCGUGAUGAUGGAGAGAUGCAGGAAGCCGAGAUAUGACGACAUCAGGAAGAUUAAUGAUAUCAGAAUGCAAGUGAUGAUAGAUAAUAAUGAUAUACCACCACCAUACGUCAGAAGCAUAUUUCAUACACCAUUGCCAGAUCCACCUUCCGAAAAAUGUCAUUAUCAACCAAUUUCAACUCUAGACCGUAAUCUGAAACAAUUCAUGAGACCGGUGGUAGUGCAAUCAAUUUCACCUAUUAUGCUGGAAAACUUCAGAGGUAUUCUGGAAUGUCAUUACGACCAUUUACCACGCAGGAAUCAUGAUUUCGAAACAAUUCAAACGCGUACCUCAGUAGCGCCAUCUAUUGAAACUAUGGAACAACAUCUACAAAGGGUGUCACUUACUGAGUCUGCUAUAGACGCUCUGAAGUGUGAAGCCAAACUCGAUGUUAUCGACUCGACUACAUCAGAACCGUUGUAUGCAGAAAUACCAUGCUGGAGACCACCUUCUGAACAUGCUAUUGAAAUCAUGAACACAAACGGGGAAGCUGUAACGGAAUUAUGACCACACAAGUGAGAAAGUUAUUACCUAAUAACGCAAGUUAUAAAUAGAUGGCGCUGUAGAUCUUUUUAAUAUUUAGUAUGAAUUUUUGUAGUGGUCUCGUUUUUUUUUUUUUUUGCCAAAGACUUUAAUUUAGGAUUAACAAUGUUUGUGUGUAUAUUUAAUAAUUUAGUAAUAAAUAAAUUGGUAUGUUUAAAAGUAA
Molecule: messenger RNA, 3165 nt
Organism: Chilo suppressalis (striped riceborer)
Lineage: Eukaryota; Metazoa; Arthropoda; Insecta; Lepidoptera; Crambidae
Source: the annotation of a GenBank genome assembly